This is a messenger RNA of Olea europaea var. sylvestris, 2770 nucleotides long. Its product is annotated as TORTIFOLIA1-like protein 4. The transcript has 5 exons. Gene Ontology annotation, cellular component: microtubule. NCBI's taxonomy places the organism in Eukaryota, Viridiplantae, Streptophyta, Magnoliopsida, Lamiales, Oleaceae. The record is from RefSeq and is a predicted model, not a curated record. Gene Ontology annotation, molecular function: microtubule binding. The coding region runs from base 242 to 2176 and encodes 644 amino acids.
CCCAAUGGCAGGUAGAUAAAUAAGAUACCUCUAAAUUGCUCUUUAUAAGCAGGUAAAGCAACGAACAGAGAGAGAAAGCAAACAAAAGUCUUUAAUGCCUCUGACACCUCCACCGCACUAAAACACUGCAAUGCAGUCGGGGAUACCGACGGCGCCACCAUCCAAACCACCCAUAGACACCCGAACUUAAUUUCCUAUAGCGACACUAGUGUGUGUGUGUGUGUAUAUAUUUUGUUAUAGAAUGUCGGCUUCCAACUCCAAGCAGCAGAGCCAGGCUAAAGCACGGGACCUGAAGCACCGUGUGCUUACGUGCCUCCACAAGCUUUCCGACAGGGAUACGCAUGCCGUCGCCGCUUCGGAGUUGGAAUCUAUUGCGAGAUCUCUCUCCACCGACGCACUUCCGCCGUUUCUCUCUUCUAUCUCCGCCACCGACUCGUCGGAUAAGUCUCCUGUCCGCCGCCAGUGUGUCCGACUCAUUUCGGUGCUAUCCGAGCACCACGGAAACUCUCUCUCCCCACACCUAUCCAAACUCCUCUCCGCCAUCGUCCGCCGACUCCGGGAUCCGGAUUCUUCCGUCCGCUCUGCCUGCGUAUCUGCUUCACUCUCCCUCUCUUCACAUCUCACAACGCCAUCUUUUGCUUCCAUUACCAAGCCAUUCCUUGAAUCUCUGUUCAGAGAACAGGACUCUAAUACUCAGACAGGUGCUGCUCUCUGUUUGGUAUCAAUAAUCGAAGGAUCACAAAAUCCGGAUUCCGGUAGCUUGAAACGCCUGUUACCGAGGUUCGAGAAGUUGGCAAAAUGCGAGAGUUUCAAGGCAAAAGCCGCAUUGUUGACGCUGAUGGGGAGCGUGGUGGAACUGAAUGGUGUGUUGAAUGGUGGUGGAAACCUGAUUAAGAAUUUAGUAAUGUGUUUGGUGGAGUUCUUGAGUAGUGAGGAUUGGACUGCGAGGAAGGCAGCUGCAGAGACGUUGAUGAAGAUUGCGGGGGCGGAUAACUAUGCUUUAUCUGAAUAUAAAAGUUCGUGUUUGAAGACCUUUGAGGCAAAGAGAUUUGACAAGGUAAAGGCAGUGAGGGAGACCAUGAAUCAGAUGAUAGAUGCUUGGAAAGAGAUUCCUGAUCUAUCAGAUGAAGUCUCACAGUCUGCUGAAUUACAGGCGUCAUCUGAAGAAAGUCCUAGUGAUGGACGUUAUCCACCUGGCUUCAAAACUUCUUGUACAGUUAGCUCGACUGCUCCUGUAGUAAGGAAAAGAGGUCCUUUUGAUAACCCAGUUGACAGAACACCAUCAGCUGAUGGCUCUUCUGCUACUACAGCCAGAAAAAGAAGUCCUCUUGGUGGUAAUGACAGGAAAAUUGGUCCUGCUAUGUUUAGGAAGUUGGACCCGAAGAAGCCUUCUGAUUGGAAAGUUCAAAUUGCUGGUGGUUCUUCUGUUAUAGAUGUUUCAAAGGAUAAUCCUUUGACUAGAGGUGAGAGAGUGUUGAAAACCGUUGAGGAGGAAAGAAAUAAAUUUACCAAGCCAGAAAUAAAACGGGCCCUUUUCAAUGAGAACUCUGAUGAAAAGAAGCAGAAACUUGGCUUUUUUAAGCCUGUGUCUCGUGUGAUGCCAUCUGACCAUGAAAGUUUUGUCACUGUUAAUGAAACUGGAGUUCCUUGUAGAAACCAGAAAGAGUGUGAGGACCUUUCUCUCAUCCGAAAGCAGCUUGUGCAAAUUGAAAACCAGCAAUCCAAUUUGUUAGACAUUCUCCAGAAAUUCAUUGGGAGUUCUCACAGUGGAAUGCGUUCUCUGGAGACACGUGUUCAUGGUCUAGAGCUGGCUUUGGAUGAAAUUUCAUUUGAUUUAGCUGUCUCAACCGGAAGGAUGUCACGAAGUGAUGCUGCUGGUGCCAUGUGUUGCAAAUUACCUGGUGCAGAAUUCUUGAGUUCAAAGCUUUGGAAGAAAACUGAGGGUCAUUUUUCAACCUCUCGAUUCUCUGAUUCUGAUGGAAACACAUCAGUAGCUGGAGUACGCAACAUUCCUGAUAAGAAUGGAGAUCGUGAAGGAUUUAAGUUGGAGAAUAGGAGAUAUCGACUCCAAGGUGGUCGUGGGUUUAUAGUUAACCCGUUAGCUGAAACGCCAAGACGAUCCCUGCAAAUCCCUGAGGUUUCCGCAAGUGGAGUUAUAAGGAACAUUCCUGCAUGAUGUCAGUAUCACAUAUGCCUGCCCUCAAAUCAGCCGGCUGUGGGUGUCGGACAAAGGCUGGAGUUACAAUAUUUAGUUUGCCUGGCUUAUAAAGAUAAUCGACUCUUGCAAGACUUUCACUGUGAAUGGAAUGCUCAUAUUUCGAGUCGAGUACAAUACUUGAUUAACAGUACAGAUAUUAUUAAUCUAGAUGCCCAUUCGGCCUACUCAAAAUUUCAAGAACCUUAUAUUUAGAGCAAGUAUCUACAUGAUGAGUUUCUGAACCUUUUCCGAGUAAAGUAGAUACUGCUGGAAGCGAAUGAAGCCAACCGCAAUUUGUAAAGGUCUGAUAUAAUGGUGGAUAGUUUAUUGGGAACUGCUCUUCUAUUGGACAUGAAGAGUGGAUGUGUAUAUCGCAGAAUUUUAUCGUCUGAGAAUUUCUUUUCAUUCUUUGCUGAGUUGUGAUCUUGUCUUUUGAAAUGAUACUCAAGCAUGUUGUAAUCUGUAUUCAAUUACAUGAGCUUAUGAUGAGACUCGACUUUUUCGUUGCUUGAAGUUUAAGGAUGUGUUUGUAAAGAGAAGUUUGCUUUAUUAAAAUGGCAAUGUUUGGUACCA